AUGAAGCCAUGCCCAGAAGACGAGACUGCGGCGGCCGCGGGGAACCCCUGGGAGGAGUGUUUCGAGGCGGCAGUGCAGCUGGCGCUCCGGGCGGGACAGAUCAUCAGAAAAGCCCUUACUGAAGAAAAACGUGUCUCUACAAAAACAUCAGCUGCAGACCUUGUGACAGAAACAGAUCAUCUUGUGGAAGAUUUAAUUAUUUCUGAGCUGCGAACACGGUUUCCUUCACACAGGUUCAUUGCGGAAGAGUCUGCUGCUUCUGGUGCAAAAUGUGUGCUCACCACCAGCCCCACCUGGAUCAUUGACCCUAUUGAUGGGACCUGCAACUUUGUGCACAGAUUUCCAACUGUGGCUGUCAGCAUCGGGUUUGCUGUGAACCGAGAGCUGGAAUUUGGAGUGAUCUACCACUGCACUGAGGAGCGGCUCUACACAGGCCAAUGUGGCCGAGGUGCCUUCUGUAAUGGCCAGCGGCUGCGGGCCUCCAAGGAGACAGAUCUCUCAAAGGCCUUAGUUUUAACAGAAAUUGGUCCCAAACGUGACCCUGCCACUCUGAAAUUGUUCCUGAGUAACAUGGAAAGGUUACUCCACGCCAAAGCUCAUGGGGUCCGUGUGAUUGGGAGUUCCACAUUGGCCCUUUGCCACUUGGCUGCAGGUGCUGCAGAUGCCUACUACCAGUUUGGUUUGCACUGCUGGGACCUAGCUGCUGCCACAGUCAUCAUUCGUGAAGCUGGUGGGAUUGUGAUGGAUACAUCGGGUGGGCCUCUUGAUCUCAUGUCUUGCAGAGUGGUUGCUGCAGGCACCCAGGAGAUGGCAGUGCUCAUAGCUCAGGCCUUACAAACUAUUAACUAUGGGCGGGAUGAUGAGAAGUGA
Orycteropus afer afer is the source of this 870-nucleotide messenger RNA. RefSeq names its product inositol monophosphatase 2 (gene IMPA2). The transcript has 8 exons. Gene Ontology annotation, molecular function: inositol monophosphate 1-phosphatase activity. The record is from RefSeq and is a predicted model, not a curated record. Lineage: Eukaryota; Metazoa; Chordata; Mammalia; Tubulidentata; Orycteropodidae. The coding region runs from base 1 to 870 and encodes 289 amino acids. Gene Ontology annotation, biological process: inositol metabolic process; phosphatidylinositol phosphate biosynthetic process; signal transduction.